This is a messenger RNA of Hirundo rustica (Barn swallow), 575 nucleotides long. It is a transcript of the gene APOC3, whose product is annotated as apolipoprotein C3. Gene Ontology annotation, biological process: lipid transport; lipoprotein metabolic process. Bases 201 to 482 code for a protein of 93 amino acids. Gene Ontology annotation, cellular component: extracellular region. Gene Ontology annotation, molecular function: lipid binding. Lineage: Eukaryota; Metazoa; Chordata; Aves; Passeriformes; Hirundinidae. The transcript has 4 exons. The record is from RefSeq and is a predicted model, not a curated record.
GUGUGCGCGCACACGCGCAGACACUCGGGGCCCCAGCAGGCUCCGUCCCCGCGGGAUUUCCCAACUCCUGGCCGGAGGCAGCGCCCCUGCAGCCCCCCCGCGCCCUGCCCUGACCUUUGCACAAAUCCCCCAGCGCGGCCCAGGGGAGGGUAUAAAGAGGGAGCCGGGGCUGCCCCCUCGCCACAGAGCCCGGCACAGCCAUGAAGGCGUCGCUGCUGUUCCUGCUCGCCUGCACGGCCGUCCUGGCGGUGGGAGCACGGGCCGACGCGCCCGAGGAGCAGAAGGCGCUGGUGCAGAAGGUGCAGGAGCUGGCCCAGAAAGCCUCGGCCAUGGCCAAGGACGCCUACAGCAGGGUGCGGGAGUCGGAGGCGGCGCAGCAGGCCAGGCAGUGGCUGUUGGACAACGCGGAGCUGGCGAAGCAGCGGCUGGUGUGGCUCAAGGAAAAGCUGGCGGAGCUCUGGAAGAAGACUCCGACCGCGUAGCCUCGCUGGGGGCUGCCCGGGAACUGCUGGUGCUGGGGACCCCCCGGCUCCCCCCUGCUGUCGCGGUGCUCAAUAAAGCGGGGCUGACACGAA